Messenger RNA from Fusarium vanettenii 77-13-4, 261 nucleotides. RefSeq lists its product as uncharacterized. The record is from RefSeq and is a predicted model, not a curated record. The annotation marks the transcript as partial. The transcript has a single exon. Lineage: Eukaryota; Fungi; Ascomycota; Sordariomycetes; Hypocreales; Nectriaceae.
GAUGGCGAAUACCCAGAUCCAAAAGACCUCUCUCCCGCCCAGCAUGAAUUAUCAGAAAUCAUGCUCAAAAUGAAAGACGACCCCACUUUGAUGGGAAUCCACAUGCUGGGUAAAGAUGGCAUAUACCGAUCCUUAGACGCCGACCGCAACGUGGUCGAUGCCGUCGCGUGUACGCCUCCCCUUAUCAAAGCCCUCUUAGACCGCAUGCCAUAUGAUGCCGAGACUGAGAAGAGCUUCCGAGGCGUUGAUGGAACAAAGACA